This is a messenger RNA of Sitophilus oryzae (rice weevil), 5850 nucleotides long. RefSeq names its product citron Rho-interacting kinase (gene sti). Gene Ontology annotation, molecular function: protein serine/threonine kinase activity; ATP binding. NCBI's taxonomy places the organism in Eukaryota, Metazoa, Arthropoda, Insecta, Coleoptera, Curculionidae. Bases 295 to 5679 code for a protein of 1794 amino acids. The record is from RefSeq and is a predicted model, not a curated record. Gene Ontology annotation, cellular component: cytoplasm; actin cytoskeleton. Gene Ontology annotation, biological process: peptidyl-threonine phosphorylation; actomyosin structure organization. The transcript has 27 exons.
GAUUGUCAAACCAUUUUGAAAUAACCAAUUACAUUUAGGAAUCGUUUCGUUGACAGUUGACAUCGUUCUCUGGUUCUAUUUAAAACUUGCCAACGAACGUGAUGUUAACUGCCAAACAAAAAUAUUUGUGGUAGAAUUUUAGUUUGUAGUAUUUAGUGUGGUAUUUAGUUUGAAAUAAUGAGUGUUAUAUGUGAAUACGUAUUAUUUUAUGGCCAAUUUAAAUAAAUUGCGAGCAAGUGUGUGUUUUAAAGUCGUAUAGUAUUUAAUUUAACGUAAUAAUAAAACGUUAUAAAAAUGGAAACAUCAAAAGAGCCUAUUAGUGUUAGAAUAUCACGGUUGAAUAAGAAUAUUAUUGCAAGACCUGAAUGCUCAAGCAAAGUAUCUUUACUUAAUAGGGAAUGUCUAUUAGAUGCUUUACAAAUACUAUAUGAUGAAUGUUCUGCAGAAUAUUUGCAAAAACAAGACCAAAAUGUUGCUGAUUUUGUUAAAAAGUAUGGAACCCCCAUGAAGGAAAUAAAAAAAUUACGCGUUAACAUAAGCGAUUUUGAAAUUAAACAUAUUAUAGGAUGUGGUCAUUUUGGUGAAGUACAUGUUGUGAAGGAAAAACAAACAGGUGAUAUUUAUGCUAUGAAGACAAUUAGAAAGUUUGAUAAUGAAACCCAAAAGAUAUCGUUCAAAGAGGAAAGGAAUAUUAUGGCAUUUUCAACUUCUCAGUGGUUAACAAGUUUGCAGUAUGCAUUUCAGGAUAGUUCAUAUUUGUUUUUUGUUAUGGAUUAUCAUCCCGGAGGCGACUUGUUAGGACUUCUUUAUAGACAAGGGGGUACACUGCCAGAGAGUGCUGCAAUUUUUUAUUUAGCAGAGUUAAUUUUAGCAUUAGAUGAUCUUCAUAAUAUGGGAUAUGUACAUAGAGACGUUAAGCCAGAUAAUAUUUUAUUAGAUCGUUGUGGUCAUCUAAAGCUAGCUGACUUUGGAUCAGCCGCAAAGUUAGAUAAAAAUGGUUUGGUUAAAUUAGGUCCACCGGUAGGAACACCUGAUUAUAUUGCUCCAGAAGUACUACAGUGCCUUGAAAAUAAAAAUGAAAAAGGAUCAAGCUAUGGAAUUAGCUGUGAUUUUUGGUCAGUUGGCAUAUUAGCUUACGAAAUUACUAUUGGAUGUCCUCCAUUUCAAGGUCAAAACACUCCUACUUUGUACUCAAAAAUUAUGAAUUCUUCAAAAAACUUAAAAUUUCCACCAGAUGCACUUUUGAGUCAGGCAUAUAUAGAUUUUAUUAAGAGACUUGUUACUAAUUCCGAAACUAGACUUAAAGGGAAAGAAAUAAAAAAUCACAAUUUAUUUAAAAGUACAAAUUUUGAUUCUUUGCACGAUCAAGUUCCUCCGUUUGUUCCCAAAAUAAAAUCUUUUGAGGAUACCAGCAAUUUUAGCGAUGUGGCAAGCAAAAAGAGGAACCCUAGUAUGGAAAACUUUAAAAAGAGGUCUCAUUUUUCCGGUCGAAACUUUCCAUUUCUUGGAUUUACUUUCACUCACGAUCCAUAUAUCCCAAAUGAUUCAAUUCAUCACAGAGAUUUCACUAACUCUAACGAAAACAUGAAAAUAGAACUGGAUGCAUUAAGAAUGAAGGUAUCUAAAAGUGGAGAUUUUAACCAAGAAAAAGAGAAUCUUGAAAGAAAACUUGAAGAAAAAUCUAGGAAAUUAGAGAGUAUCGAGGCCUUAAGAGACAAGCUGGAAAAAGAUUUGGCCAGCAAUAUUGCCGAACGCACUGCUCUUAAAAGGACGUUGGAAUUGGAGCGUAAAGAAAGAUUAGCCUUAGAGAAAGAAGCGGUGGAUCUGAUCAGAGGUGCAAAAGAGAAAUGGGAGAUUUCAGAAAAAACUAUAACUAACGCCCUUAAUCUAGAAAUUGCACACCAAAAAGAAACGAUUUUACAUCUUACCGAGACAAAUAAAACUUUAGAAGAACAACUUCAGCGCGCUUUAAAAACGGAACAUAAAAAUAGAAUGUCACUGGAAGUCGUUCAAGAUUUAAGUAGGAGAAGCGUAGUUAGCCUUGAAAAUAGGCUUGAAAAAAUUACUUUUGAAACGCAGGAAAGCUUAACAGAAUUGCAAAGUAAGUUGGUGGGAGAAAUGCAUAAUAAGGCGUUACUAGAAAAUCAGAUCGCUAAUCUUGAAGAAAUUAAUACUGAUUUGAAAGAUAAAUUGAAGGAUUAUGAGAAAAAUUACAAUAAACUCAACGCUCAGGUUAACGAAGCAGAAACUAUAAUUAAGGAAUUAAGUAAUCACGUAAAUAAAUUGGAAAAGGACGUCGAACAAAACGAAAUGUUUAAAUCAGAGAUUAAAAAAUUACAAAAACAAAUCAAGGAUGAUCAAAAAAUAAUUAGGGAUGUGCAAAACAAAAAUGAAUCCCUCCAAAAGCAGAACGAAACUAUUCAUCAGUACAAAACUGAGAUAGAGGAAUUGAAACAAAAUAUUGUUAAGUUGAACAAUGAUAAAAAAGUUAGUGAACUGGAAGAACAGAUACAACAAGAAAGAGAGAAGUCAGAAGAUUUAAAGAAAAAAUUGGCAGAAAUGGAAUGUUCUAAUGUGAAACCUCAGGAACUAAGGGAGAAGCAAUUGCAAUUCUGGAAACUGGAGAAGGAACUUUCGAAUUUCAAAAUUGAUAAGAGAAUUCUAGAAAGGGAAUUGAAAACAGCUCAGGCUGAAAUUAAACAGCUGAACGAAAAAAAUUUAGAAUGGGAAGCUAAAUUCAAUGAGUAUAAAAAAUGCCAAGAAUCAGCUUUACUUGAGAUCGCAAGUAUUAAUGAGAGCAUUUCUAUAGAACUGAUGAAGUACAAAGAAACUAAUAUAAGUUUACAGGAACAAUUGAAGUAUGAAAAAGACAAGACUGAAACAGAAAGAGCUUUUAUAAACGAAUUGAAGAACAUUAUAAAAGAAAAAGAGGAAAAAAUAAACACAGUUGAGAAUAAUUUGAAGGUUCUUAAUGAUGAUAUGAAAACGUUGGAAGCAAGGUUCAAAAAGCAGGAACUGGACAAAGUUAAAAUGAAUGAAUUAAUUGAAGAAUUACAAAAGGAAAAGAAACAGUUCAACAACGAAUCCGAGCAAAGCAAAAGGGAAAUCAAAAAUAUUAAUCUGAACAUUAACGCAUUACGUGAAGCGUGCGUCUUGUUAGAGAAUCAAGUUGUUGAGUACGAAAAACUUUUAAAUUCUGCCAAGGACAGAGAGCUAGAAUUAAAAUCUAAUACUGAAAAACUUAUUGCUGAUAUAUGCCAGUCUAGAUUAGAGACUCAGGAAGCAAAAAAGCAAGUUAAUGAACAAAAAUCACUGAAAGCUGUUGUUGAACAAAAAGUAAAAAGAUUGGAAGAAGAUAAAAAGUGUUUAGAAAACGAAUGCAACGAUUAUAAAAUGCAAUGUAUGGAUUACAAAACAUUUUCCUCUAGUUUGUCAGAACAAUUAAUGAUUUCAGAAGAGAAGCUUAGUAAUUAUGAAGUUGAAAUAAAAUCGCUUGAACGGCAAAUUGAGAAGUUGGGUUCAGAAAAUAAGGCUUUGAAGGAAGAAAUAUCAGAUUGUUUAACUAACAUGAGUACAUUAAAAGAAUCUAAUUACAGAUUAAAAUAUCAUUUAGACGAUUUAAAGAAAGACAUUGAAGAAUUGGUUCAAAAAAUUAAGGAUUUGGAAAGAGAUCUGCAAGAAAAAAGCAGUUACUAUAAAGAAAGAGAACUGAAAGCAGAAUCCACUAUCAAUCAACAAAUUAAAUUGAUAGACUUUUUACAAACAAAGCUGGAUGAGCAAAAUCAUAAGAAAAAGAGCAUUGCAGAAGUUAUUUUUGGAUCGUCCAAAAAAGAGAAUCAGCCACCUUUAAAUUUAGCUAUGAAUUACAAAGAUUUAGAAUGUCAACUUACAAAAGAAAGGGAACAAACUAAAAAACUUAAAGAGGAAGUUUUUAAACUAAAAGCAGCUACGUUAAGUGAGAUCCAUACAAAUAUGUUAGAUAAAAAAAUUAAAUUGGCAACAUGUUCAGGAAAUAUAAGCUCUAAAAUCGAAGAACCUACAAGUAAACGUGUUAAAUCUCCAACUCGUCAGAGAAACUCAAGUAACACUCAACUCGUCAGUAACAAUUCAGAAGGAAGUGGUCAAAACCAUAAUAUAAUUCAUGCUACAGAUGAAGCCAAAAAGAGACAUGCAGUGUUUGAAGGAUGGGUGAAAAUACCAUGUUCUAAGGCAAGAACGUGGAAUAAACGAUAUGCCCGUCUUACUGAAUCAUCGUUGGAUGUUUUUAAUUUAAACCCAAAAGAACCAAGCUCUUCCCUUUUGGAAUCUUUUCAACUGACUUCUGAUGAUAGCUAUGGGAAGAUGAUUUCCGAACCUCUCAUAUCUGAAAUUGAUAUACCAGUAGCUGCUAGUGAUCUUCCAUUUAUAUUAAAAAUUGAAGUAUGUCCUAACACGACUUGUUGGCCCUCAAAGAGUAUGACUUUGAUGGUGUCAAGUGCCAAAGAAAAAGAUGACUGGAUUAAAGCUCUGCAGAAUUCUAUGGUGUUAAAACAAGAAAAUACGAAGUUUGGGACCAUAUUAGAAUUGCCAAAUGAUCUAGUAGUAAAUUGUAUUGUUGAUUUGACAGAAGCCAUAAAACUACUGGGCACAGACAAAGGCUUAUAUUCAUAUUAUGAAAAUAAAUUGUGUUUCAUUGAUGGUCUUAAAAAAAUUGAACAGAUUGUUCUUUUUGCACCAUGCAACGCAGUGCUUAUGAUUGCCGGAUUGAAAGCCGAAUUGGUGUUGUGUGACAUAAAUCAUAUAAUAAACUUAGCACAGUGCGGCCCUAGUAUUAGGCCGUUUUUAAAGCAUAAAGUUAUAAAUAUAAAAAAUUUAAACGGAUUUCACAUUAUACAAGUAUCCAAGCAUUCUCAGCAAGUGAAAAUUGCCGUAGCUAUAUCAAAACAGCUAAUUAUUCUCGAGUAUUCCUUUGAUACCACAGAAUUUAUUCCAAUUUGGGCGUUCGAUACAGCACAGCCUACAAGUUGUUUACUUUUUACAGAACACAGCCUAAUAGUUGGCGCGGAUAAAUUCUUUGAAAUAGACUUAAAUUCCUUUAAAGCUGAAGAAUUUUUAGACGUGUCUGAUACAAAACUGAAGCAAGUGUUAAAAUGUUAUAAAAUUGGUAGCUUUCCCAUAAGCAUUUUAGAAAUCUCUAACAAUCCAAAAGAAUAUUUGGUAUCGUUCAACGAGUUUUCUGUGUUUGUGGAUGAAUAUGGGCGCUCCAGUAGACAAAAAGAACUAAAGUCUAAUCAUAUACCUCUAGCAUUACAGUUAAUUAAGAAUUACCUGUAUAUAAUUCAAUUUGCGGCUGUAGAGGUUUUAAAAAUUACAGAAAAUAGUUGUAAUUCAGAUUUUCUAGAGCCUUACAGACUGGAUAUGUUAAGAUUUAGGUAUAUAGGUUCCAACAGGAAAGGUGUUUUUCUGGAACAGGAUCAUCGUAUAUUGUUUUUAAAUGCCAGAAACUUGCCCGAUUAUGACGCUGCCUCUAUUAUUUCUACGGAGACCGGGUCUGAUGCCGAAAAUGAUUCGAAUGAUAGUCGUUUUAGCUUUACUAGUUCUAUAGUACAAAGUUUGGAUGGACACUUAAGCGAUUCAGCAAAUUCGGAUAGAUCUCAAACAAUGAAGAGAAAGGUAAAAUUUGAUCAGACGGAUUUAUAAGAGAAUCUAUUAGUAUAUAACAAAAUGGUCAUGAAUUUUGAAAUGGUACUUCUCCAAAGAAAUAAUUUAUCUUCGUAUAUUUAUGUUUAUUAUUGUGUUUGUGUUUUAACUGUACUUAACUAUAAAUAUUUAAAUUUUGUAAUUUAUGAAUAAUUAUUUUUCUCAUACUAU